GGCACGGUGUUCACGUUUUCCCACGCGGAAAAGCUUUGCUUGAAUCUGGACCGACACGUUUGGUCGCCGCGAGCGUUGUUUAUUUCAACUUCUUCUUAUUCGCCGGGACAGAAGACAAUGACAAACUCUACUUCUUCGCUCCACCAUAUGAAUUGCAAAAGUAUCGUACUCGUAUAAAUGCAUUACAAAUUUCUUCAGCAUGAGAAAGAAAAUUUGUAAUGCAGAUUUGCCUUAAGACAAAGAUUUGUAAUGCAAGACUUGCAUUUAUACGAAUACGAUACUUUUGCACAGGAUACACCAGCUAACCCCGCAAUUUAAUAUCCAGGACUUCCUACCACGCGCUAUGGAAGUGUCAGGUUUGAAAUCGUGAAAGUUGAAAUAAUUUGUAAUGCAUAAAAUGCAUGACCUGAGGCACGUGUGUUGCAGAGCAGGCAAGUGAGGCCGAUUGUAAGCCUGUUUGGGGUUACAGCUCGAGCUGCUAAAGUAGCAUGAGAGAAUCGCUCUUCUUUGCCUAAACAGCAUGACAAAGUGGACUUAGGGACCACCGAAAUUUGUCUUGCCUGACUUGGAAACUGGGUCCCAACUGGCAUCCAUUUUAUGCAUGACAAAUUAUUUCAACUUUGUCGAUUUCAACUCUGACACAUCCAUACGCGCCCUCUGCAGCGUCCUGUGCCGAAAGGUCGUCUUCUUGAAGACCAAGGAAACUAGUACGAAAACUGGAAAAAUGAGGGCGUUGCCACCUGCUCGAGUGGUUGGUAACACCAGCGGCCAGGAGCAGAACAAGCUGCAUCAACGGGAAAUAUCAAACAGCCAGAAGCGGCACGGGGGGCAGAUUUCCACCGAUGAAGAUGCAAUUUUUCCCGACGACGCCCCACCCAGUGACUUUCUCGAGCAGGAGGAGGAGAUGACAAGAAGCAUGUUUAUAACCCAGGCAGACUUUCUUCGACGUAUCAACGCUAUCCGACACAAAAGUAAGUGCACCCAUACAACAAUCAGGAGAACAAAUUAUCUAUCAAUAGUGCAUGAAUAGUGCAUGUUGCUCAGUGUCAGUUCCAGUUGGCGUCGGAGAAUGCUCUGUGUGAACGCGGGCUACACAGCAACAAGAGCAGCAGUUUUUCGGCUAUUCCAUGUAGAUUACUGCAGUUCGUAAAAACGAUGAAGGGUAGAAGCUUGUUCGAACAAGAUUAGGGAGGUCGGAACCAUCAAAAACAAAACGUUUGUCAUGCUGGACAAGGAUCAAAGACAAAAAAUAAAAGACGAAGACCUGGCUCGUGCUGAUGCCACACGGAUCAAGGCCGCAACUUCUACACAUGUUUUUUAAGUACUAAAUUUGUUUCCGGCCCUAAAAUAGAAGUGGGCACUUUAUUCUUUUCAUCAGUAUAGACGCUUGGUGGGUGAACUUUUUCGGGCCCGCACUGUUCAAGUUCGAACCAGAAGAAGAACGGCAUCACGCAGCGGGCGGGGGCGGGAGCAAAUAUGCUGGUGCGUGGCAUCUCCUACACCAUCCCGGCCCAAUAUUUGACCAGCAGCGCGAAGCAAGGUUGGAAAGGAGGCUCCGCGAAGUAGUGCUCGGGCGGCUCCACGACGUAGCAGGAACAUCGGCGGGAACGAAUAUGGGAAUCGAAGGGGCUGCUCCUGCUCUCGGCGAUGCUCCUGUUCUUGACCCAGUUCUACUAGUAGGUCGAUGGGGCGGUGAAGGUGAUGACACUCUCAACGCCGAAACACUUUUCCUUGACGUCUUCUCUCGUCCGCAGUUGUCGGCAGGAAAGAAAACACGCGGAGGCCAGCUGCAAACGGGAAUGAGAACAUCAGCAACUUUGCUCGCCUAUGCAUUGCAAAAGUAUCGCACUCGUCAUACAUGACAAAUCUAUACUUUCCACCUGAUAUAGCAUGACAAAUUCCCUAUUUGUUCUUGAGGAAAAUAUAAUUUGUGAUGCAGUUAUUUAUACUAGUACGAUGCUUUUGCAAUGCAUAUCACCAGUCGUGACCACAUUGACGUGACGUCUCAAGUCCACGAGAGGUGCGGAUUUAUUUCCGCACCUGCGAGGCGAAGAACUUCUUCUUCAUCAUCCGCGCCGGCCCUGGACGUGCACGCGGUUGCGGCUAGAAUCAGGGCGAACAUCGCGAAGAAGCGGGGCUUCGGCGUGGAGGCAGAUUUCCCGACCGAGCAUCUCCACUACGCCUUGGAAUACACGAAGAAGUACCACACGGAGGCCCACUCCGUCGAGGAUCGGCUGGCUUUGCUCAACUCUGUGUUGGCUAUGAGAGUGCACAACCUGCUCCCCUCAUCCCGUCGUUUGUCAUGCAAAGUACCAAAUGCAUCCUUUGCCUCCUGGCACUUUUUGCAUGACAAGUUCUGGCUGCAGCUCAAACAGCAGUACAAAUGUGAGUGAAUGAAUUUGUUAUGCAAAACCUGCAUUCUUGCUGACGCUUGUAUUGCUAUUUGUGCCAUUCCAAAUGAGGUGGAGGGGGGGUUGUGCAGUAUCAUAUUGGCGCUGCUUGUCACAGAUGACGAGCGGGACGAUGAGGAAAAAGGUGGGGAGGUGUUGACCGAGGGGGGCUUGUUUAAUGAAAGUUCCUCUGCCCGCCGCCGUCGGAGCCUGGAUACGUACGCUCGAAAGCUACCGAACAAAGAGCCCUUCAAACAGGCAGACCAGCGGUCCUCCUCCUCGUCGUCGCGAGGUGCAGAUUAUCCCGCCGCCCAUGAUCUUUUCCACUCCCCAUUUCGUCUUCGUGACCUCCUGGAAACGUUGGAGAAACGUUUUUUGUUGGAAUUGCAGAUCGGAUGCGAAGACUUGCUGGAAGAAGUGUGACAGUGCGCAACUCCCCCUCCCCUCGUUUGUCAUGCAAAACCCCGAAUCCAGUCGCUGCCUUGUGGCACUGUUUGCGUGACAAGUUUUGGUAGUUCAAAUAGCACCACGCUCCAGUGUACAUUUGUCAUUCAAAACCGGCACUAUUGCUGAUGCUUGUAUUGCUGUUCAUGCUAUACAAAUGAGGGAGAAGGGGAGUUGUGCACUGUCAUAAGAAGUUGUGGCGUUUUACUGUCUGCAAUUCGUCAGAGUCGAGCUGCACGUUUUGGCUGUGUUGGAGAAAUGGUUGGCGCACGACGACGAUGAUGAAAAAAAAAGCCAAAUAAACGCUGGAAGAUAUGGGCACGAUACCACGGAAACUAUAUCGAGUACGACAAAUUCAUCUUCCGAAAAAAUGGACCCUGGCGAGGACAUCAACUCACCGUCCUUUGGCACAACAACCACCCCGAUUGCCUGGUACGCACUCCAAAUUUUGCGGGUGUGGUUGUUUCUUCUGGACUUCCAAUCCUGCAUCGCGGACGUCGAAGUGCCGUUGCAAGAAGUGGAUGCGGCUGGACAUAGCUCGCUCUUCUCGAACAUCAACCCCGAAGAGGAGAAGAACUCGCAGCGGGAAGAUGAUACAUCAGAGCAGACGCAACUACGUCAACUAUCCUACAACUUUCCAAAAGAACUCCAUGCUAGCAAAACUAUCCCGAACCCGCACGACUACGUGCAGUCGGGCCCGAGCAGGUGGUUUCGCGCGAUUGUGACGUGGGGCCUGGGAAGGCUGUCCUCUGUGAUGUCAGAGCACUUGAAAAAGUACCUACUGAAACGGCUAGAAGGUGGCGUGUCGGGGAAUAAGAACGCGACCAGUCAUGAAAGUGGCGCAUCAAGAACUACAGCUUCUUCAUCUGCUUCUUUCUCGUCUCUGCCUUCCAACAAAAACCCGCACCACCUGAAGAUGCCCGCGAUUUUUCAGAACGGCAGUCAACUUGACUGGAAGCUGAGCCAAAAAAUCAUCGGCGAGAAGUUAUUUCUUCUAGAGUCAUCAUCUACUAGCAAUCAUGUUAGUGCUACCUCUACUUCCCAAGACGGGCAGCGGUUGCUGGUCGGGGAAGGCGGUGUAGAGGAUACCAAACCGAGCAAGAACGACGCUUCCGCCAAGAACGCCAGAAGUGCCAAGGCCGCUGCUGGGACGCCGCUGCUUUUCUACAACGACAAGCAAAGCGCAGAAGGAGAAGGUGUAUUGCUAUCCUGUGCAAAAUUUUAUCGUACUUCUGCUCGUGGGAGUUGCAAUCAUGCUUGACAGAUGAAAUGAAUUUGUUCCAUCGUAGGCAAUUCCCCGUGCUGAGCGAAGUCGUGAACGCAAUUGCGGCUGGUUGUACGACGAUUAUACUUUUGCAAUGCAUAACCUGAAGACGACGACGAUUUUGACGAGGACAUCCGGUUGCCCAAUCCAAAGACACCAGUAUCCACAGUAAAUUUCCUGUACACGUAAAAAUGCGGUUUCUGCAUGGCAAAACUUGGCCUCGAUCCUGGUUUAGCAUGACAAGCUUCAAGCUCCAAAUUGGGGAAAUUUUUGAUGCAUCUUGUACAUGUGCGGGAAAUUUGUCUUGCAUAGCCAGGCUCUUACCAAUCCUACUUCGAUGUGAUGAAACAGGAAGGGAAAGGCGAAGACGGAGUAUCAACUGCAAAAAUGUCUGGGUCUGGAAGAUUCUGAGUUUUGUCAUGCAUAUUUUGAAUGAUCCAUGACGUCUGUGAUGCAUUCCCUAGCAUCGCAGAUAUUUACAGGACUUUGUGAGGCCUCUACCGCAUGAGAAAUGCCCUCUCCGCGUAGCACAAACUGGAGCCCUCUUGCUUGUCAUGCAAUACAAUUUUUUUUAGAAUCCAGAGACAGCAUUACAAGUUUAGAAUCUUCCAGACCCGGACACUUUUGCAACUCAUACGGGGAAGGCAGGAUCGAUCGCGGUCUGGAGUUGAGAAGCCGCGUCGAGAAGAAAUUUCUUCUCGACCUCCACCACGACGACGACCCGCGUGGAGUAGAAGAUGACAGUAGAAACAAUCGAUUCGGAGGAGCAGGAGUUGUUUCUCCUACUUCUUCUUCUGCAGCUAAAUCACGUGGGUUUGUGGAUGGCGUCGUCGUAGCCGGAGGAGGUGCAGCUAGAGCUACGAGAAGAUCUGGUGCGCCCGGCAAGAACGGGGGCACCAGCUUCUUGUUGACACAAGCCGACUUGCUUGGAUUACGAGAAGAUGCUGGACGAGGUGCCGAGCUGAUGUUUGGAGAUGUUGCAAAAAGUACAACAAGUAGUAGAACCAGUACGGAGCAGCUCCAAGUGCAUCAUCGCCACAAAAAAAGCAGCCUCGUCGAGGCGGCAAUAAAACCAACACCAACUACAGCAAGAACACCAGCAGGGGGAAAAAGCAAAAGCAGAGGCGCUGAGCCUGCAGUUGCUGAUGCGAAAAAUACGGAUGUAGUUCUUGACCAGUCUCAUGAACAACGAUCCACCAGGGAAGUGGUCAUAAACAAGCGGACCACCAGCCCUCUCCUCUGGAUGAACGACAAGAAUUUGUUUGCUAAGUCUGCUGGUGUUCCGCACCACGCAGAAGACCCUGCAACAAAAACUUCGUCAGGACGACCAGAUCGCGACCGUGCAGUUGUCACGCUAAAAACUACACGAGGACAUCAUAUUCGGGCAACAGAGGACCUCUACAGCGAGCAAACUGCGAUUGCAGGCCCUCGACUACGGGCAGGACAAGCGCCGGGUGAUCUAUCUGGUGAUGCUCGAGUGAUCGACUCAUUCCAAGCGGAGAAAAACAUGGACAGCGGAGUUUUUGCACUGGACCGGGAACCACACUAUCCUGUGAAAAAACGUCCCGCCGACACCAUAGUGAAGUUGGUAAAUCUCCAACACAAAUCUCUAAGUUUUGGGAGUUAUGCAUGACAAGUUUCCAUCUGUAGUAUAGUCGGGCUUGUCAAGGACAGCCGCAUCACAAAGACGCAUGCUCAUCCUGUUCACAGCAUUACAAAUCUCAUAAACAUCACUACAAAGUCCUCUCAUGCGGAUGCGCAUUGCAGAUGUUCCUGUAGAUGCAAAUCUGCAUGACAACUGUGGGGUGGGGACGUUUGUUUUACAUAGGAUACACACGAAAAAGCCCUCGAAGACUACGUGAUGAUCCCGGGGCGGCAUUUUGGCAAAGGCGUUCCAAUAUCCGGCGCAGCAAUUUAUGUGGCAUCGUACUCGUACUAGAAUCACAAUCAUGCAUCAUAAAAUUAUUUUUUCUUAAAGCUAAAUCAGCAUGGCAAACUCGUAAUGCUGAAGAAGUUUGUAUCGCAGUUUCUACUAGUAGUACGAUAGGACGACCACGCGUCUGCGGAUUCAUAUCCAAACGCCAUCGGGAACAAGACUCAGGCGCUCUUCAAGGACUUGAAUUUCGACUCGCAAACCAGCAAACUCGGGGUUAAUCGGGAAGACCUCUCGCACGAUGUGACAGUGCACAACUCCCCCUCGCCCGCAUUUGUGUAGCAUGAACGGCAAUACAAGCAUCAGCAAGAGUUUCGGUUCUGCAUGGCAAAUGUUAAUCUUUUGACACUGGAGUUGUGUAGUGCUAUUUGAGCUACCAGAGCUUGUCAUGCAAACAGAGCCAAGAGGCAGAGCCUGCAUUUGGGAUUUUGCAUGACAAAUGAGGGGGGGCGGGAUUUGUGCACUUUCAUACACGACAUCCGGAGGUUACUGGAGCCCCAUCCAGCAGAGUCGUUGGCGCAAGUCUAUCAAAUGUAAAAAUGUCUGGGUCUGGAAGAAUGCAACUUGUGAUGCUGAAUUUGGAUUCCAAAAAAAUCUGUAUUGCAUGAGCAGCAAAGGGAAUGUAAUUUUUGGUACGCGGAGAGGGCAUUUGUCAUGCGGAAUAGGCAUCGCGAAGCCCUCAAAAAAUCUGUGAUGCUAGGGCGUGCAUCACAGACAUUGCGGCCCAUGCAAAACAUGCAUGACAAGGCUCAGAAUCUUCCACACCCAGACAUUUUUACAUUUGAUAAAGCGAUAGGGAACACAACAAGGAAGGACAAGGAGCAUUUCUUGAGGGCGGGAAGUCCGUUUUCUUCUUCCGCGAUCUCCGAAAUGGUAACGAUUGACCAGCAAGGACCAGCACAACAAGACGACUCUGCUUCUCCGUCACGCACAGCCAGCUUGUUUGGCGACAUGACAAACAUCGGCAAAACAGCCACGCUCCUGAAAGCGAAACAGAAACUGACGCAGGAGAAGCGCAAGCAUCUUCUUUUCCUACCCCUGCGGCUCUUGCCGGAAGGAUUCCUGCGGGGGAUUUUUGGGGCGGAGGGGAAGAUUUUUCUGGAUCAUCUAGACCUGGAGAUGGACGAAGCUUAUCCACUGCAAAAGUAUCGUACUAGUAGAAGUUCAAAUCCUCGCAUUACAAAUUUGGUCAGCGUGAAAAAUGGAAUUUGUAAUGUUGCUGGUUAGCGUACAAAAAUAGAUCUGUCAUCCAUGACUGCAAUCACUACGAUUGCGGGACUUUUGCAAAAAUGCAUAGCCUUGGGGAGCUGACAACUCCUUCGAUCAGUCGCCACAAUAUCCACGCGAAGCGGGUCUUUGAAGACAUGUACUUCGCAACCCCGGUGCCGAGAAUUACCGGGUUUCUGGAAGACUUUGCGCAUCUUGCGGUGGAGAUGGUGGAGGGUGACACCAGCGACAGCCUUGUCGUGCACCUCCACGAGCCCGCUCUGGAGCAGCACGACCAGCAUCUUCACCAAAUAAAUUCCACAACGAAUUAUAGUACUAAAGCAAACUCCGCCAGCACUACCUCUCUCUCGAGAAUCCGCCCGACCAAGUUUUUGAACCAAGCACGGAGGUUCCGGAAACAGCAUUUGCAACCCGACAUACUGCGGAAUGUUUUGCUCACCGACAAGAUAGUUCCAAGAACGACAGCAGGUGGUGGAGGUGCACCAGCUCCACGAGGACGUAUUGGUGCAGCAGCAGCAUCCACCUCCGUUCUGAAUAACUCCGCGCAACAUCAAGUGCCAAAGCCGAAAGCUUCUUCGUCCUUCAGACCCGGCCACUGGCUGGAACAGAAGCCCCCGAAAACCUUCCCUGGCCCCGUUUAUCCAAGAAAAAUGAACUGUGCUAGUGUAACGCUCUUACUGGGCUGACAGCAAGAACAGCAUGACAAACUUGUUCUGUGAAAAGCGUAGCUAGCCUAUGUUUUAAAGUAACCACAUGUGAUGAAGAAAAGAGGAGUCUGGGGCAGGGGCUGUCUUGCACGAAAAGUGUCGUCGUCGUGUAGUUCUGUUCUGCAUUCAUUUCUGCCUCACAAACGCAAUUUUUUUUCUUGGAUACGAUCCCGGGGAUGAACGAAGAAAAAUUUGCGUUUUCGCGUUUGCAGGUGAAGUUGCUUGCGCACGCGGCGAAAUUGAGUGGUGACAAAGCGGCUUCAGGGUACAAGGCAGCCGCGGAGGAACUGAUGGAGAAGUAUUUUGCUGCCCACGGCUGGCAUACGCGAUUGGCGAGGGUAGAGGUGUAGGCGGGGAAGAAGAUUUUGCCAGCAGACUCUUGGCGCAUCACCGAUGCAAGAGCUCGGACGAAGAUCAGAUUCAAGAACAGAUGUUGUUCAAGCUUUGUAUGAUUCAGCUGCGCGGCUUGAUGUUCGACGAAAAAAAUAUUUUUCCUGUUUCGAUGAAGGACUAGAAUCUACGUGAUGCCGAUCAUACCGUUACCGUGCGUGCAAGAAACGGCGACAGCACUUCUCUUUCAAAAUGUUACGCCUUCCAUGUUCCCCGACUUGUUCUGCCUGUUUCGC
Messenger RNA from Amoebophrya sp. A120, 8591 nucleotides. The record is from the annotation of a GenBank genome assembly. Lineage: Eukaryota; Dinophyceae; Syndiniales; Amoebophryaceae.